This is a messenger RNA of Saimiri boliviensis boliviensis (Bolivian squirrel monkey), 3410 nucleotides long. It is a transcript of the gene NKAIN2, whose product is annotated as sodium/potassium transporting ATPase interacting 2. Lineage: Eukaryota; Metazoa; Chordata; Mammalia; Primates; Cebidae. Gene Ontology annotation, biological process: regulation of sodium ion transport. The record is from RefSeq and is a predicted model, not a curated record.
CCGGCAACGCAGGGCGCAAAGGAGCCGCGGGCUGCGCAGAGAGGCGGGCAGCGGCCCGCGCGCGCUUCUGCCGCCCCCGGAGCUUGCGCGCGGAGAGCUCCAGGCGAGCGCGCGUCGGGCGGCGGCCGCGCUGGGGGGCGUGAGGCGAGCGGCGCGGGGAGCGGCGGAGGCGAAACUUCGGGGGCCAGAUGCCCGAGGGCGCGGCGGCGCUGCCAGGCUGCCGCUGCUGCCCCUGCGGGCCCCGGACGCGUCUCCGCAGGCGGCGCUGCCCGCGGCGCGGCGUGUGCACCGAGCGAGUGAAGGUUUGUGUGCUGGAGAGGCAAAUAUUUGACUUCCUUGGAUAUCAGUGGGCACCUAUCCUGGCAAAUUUUGUACAUAUUAUUAUCGUCAUUCUUGGUUUGUUUGGAACUAUUCAAUAUAGACCUCGUUACAUAACAGGAUAUGCCGUCUGGCUAGUCCUCUGGGUUACGUGGAAUGUGUUUGUUAUCUGCUUCUACUUGGAGGCUGGGGAACUCUCAAAGGAAACAGACCUUAUCCUGACUUUUAAUAUUUCAAUGCACCGAUCUUGGUGGAUGGAGAAUGGACCAGGAUGUACGGUGACGUCAGUGACACCCGCCCCAGACUGGGCUCCAGAAGACCAUCGCUACAUCACGGUCUCAGGGUGUUUGCUGGAGUACCAGUACAUAGAAGUGGCUCAUAGUUCCCUGCAGAUUGUCCUCGCACUGGCAGGUUUCAUCUACGCCUGUUAUGUUGUGAAAUGCAUAACUGAAGAAGAGGACAGCUUUGAUUUCAUAGGUGGCUUUGACUCUUAUGGCUAUCAAGGGCCCCAAAAGACAUCUCAUUUACAACUACAGCCUAUGUACAUGCAAAUUCCCUUGGAUAACAACUGAUAACAAAUUCUAUAUAUCAGCAUCAAGUGAUAUGCUGAAUUGCAAGCGAAGAUCAAAUAGAAAGUCAAAAUAAUACCGAUGACUUCAGUAUGUCAGCCCAAGGACUUUUCAAAGAACUUUUUUCGCAGUGGCCUCCUGCAUUUUAUGAAGAGCAAGAAGCAACUGAGUUUAAAUACAUAUACAUAUUAACAAAAGAAAUACAAAGCCUCUACAUACACUCACACACACACACAGACACACACACACAAACACUCACACAUGAACACACACACACCAAUUCCACUUGACCUCCUCUUUCUAACUGAAACAGACAAAUAUGCAGGACACGCCCAUCUUGGAUUUCCUGAAAGCAGGCUCCUUUCUCCCAGGCCUUUGGAAAGUUCAAAAGGACAUGUGUUGGUGCCCAGUGGUUGCUGGCCGUUGCUAACUCCUCUGCAGCCCAGCUGGUCGGCCUCUGUGAGCUGGGAAGUCAUCCAGGGCACAUUAGUUUGAGAGCUCUGUCUUCUACACUCCAUGCAUCUUGACAUCACCACGGCUAUUUAGGCAAUGUAAUUGCAAAAACAAACAAAACAUGCCAUGAUGACCUUGUACCCGAAGUCCGAAAUGACAGAUUGUUUGCCCUAAAGGCUGUACCGUACAUACUUGCCUUAACCCACCUACGUUGCGUGCCCAAGAAUCUCAGUGCAGACAGCUCCAAGUCACUUCCUUUAGGCUAACACACUGCUAUUAAUUGUGAAUGAGUUCAAGUCUGUGUGUUUCAUGUCAAGGAACAAGACUGACUAGCUCAGCAGCUCCAGUGUGUCUGUAUAAGAAAAGUGCCAGCUGUCAGCAAAGUGCUUUACCAUAGAGCCUCCGUGGUGGCCCAAAAAAGACAAGUAACAAUAACAAUGUUUGUCAUCUUUAUAAUUCUAAAAUAUGGUCUUCUGAUGGGGUUGGGGUGGGACAGAGGAAAACAUUAAUCUACUAAGCUCACUAAUCUACUGGAAGCAGAAAGCAGAAAUGGCUUAACUCGCUGAUUUUAUUUAUUGCACUCUAGGUGCUUUUAUAAGUAUCUACAAUUGUCUUUUACUAACACAGAAACAGCUGUGGAUUUCUAUCAACAGAGGCCAACUGAAUAUGUAUUAGCUAUGUUUACUCUUUUAUAUCUAAUUCAAAUUGAAGACUCUAUGUAGGUGAACUUUUUUUUCUAACUUCAGCAUACAAGAUUAUUUUUGGGUGGGUGGGGGGAGCAAUAGUUACCUUGGUGAAAUAUUUGAGAUCUUUUUGUGGUAUUUGGGGGAUCUGUUGUGUGUUAGAGUGUAUUUCAAUCCUCCUGUAUUAUUGUGGCAGAAAAACUGUGCUGUUAACGUAGUUGGCAACAAGAUGCCUUUGGAAACUUAAUAGUAGGUCAAUGUGUUUAUGGAAUACUCUGAAGUCCUAGGAAAUUUUGUUCUAUAUUUUAAAGCAUUAUUUGGUUUUCAUUAGUGGAAAAUAUAAUUAUCUCAGGCUUAUCAGGAGCUCAAAUGAGUCAUAUUUUUUCUUGGAUACACCUGAGACAUUAAACUCAAUUUUUUAAAACUAACGCACCAUCCUUCGUAUAGUGAAAUUCAGAAGCUACAAAUUGGCAUGGAGCAAGUAUUUUUUCUUUGAUUUCUAUGAAGUUUCAGUUAUUGGAUUAAACUACUUUGGACCUUAGCCUAUUCAGAUCUACAUACACCAGUUCCAUUACUGUGUUUGCAUGGAUGUCUGUAAUAUACACACACAUAUAACUUUGAAAAUGAUACAGGAACAAAGAGUUACCAUUGGAACAUAGCUAUAAAAAAAAGAUUCCAGCACUCAUGUUUGAAUUUUCUCAGUGGCUUGUAUGUUUGUCCAUACAUACAUGUAUAAAAUAAAUAAUCGCAGCCAUGUCAGUGAAACCUCAUAUGAUGCUUUUAUAGUGACAUGCAUGUUUAAUGUAUGAGAAAAAUAUUUACCAAUGUACUGUCCUUGGAUUCCUAAAGUAUAAAUACUACACAUGCCAGAAACUAUUCUAAUGUGACUUUUAAUGUGACUAUUAAAAUGAGGUUUCAGUGUACAUUCAUGCUGCGAUGAGAUUUCACCUUAUAGUACAUGUAUAUGGGUACAGAAAAUAAGCCCUCAUAUUCCUGCUUUAAGUUACAGCCAAGUUUUCACCAAAUCACAACUAACAUCACCACCAAAAUUAAAAAAAAAAAAAAAAAAAAAAAAAAACAACAGUUGUUGACUACUAAAAAGUAAUCAGUGGACAGGUCUUUUAUGGGAGCGGUAAGCACAGUAGUGUGAUUAUAUCUGGGAAAACAUCUAAAGUUGUACAGCUGUAUCCUCCUCAAAAUCCGGUGAAGAAUGCUAUUUUUCUAGGCUGAGCUUUUGUUAUAAACCUAAUAUUCAGAAGGCAAGGGUUAUGAUCCUGAUGUGUCCCUUUUUUUUGCAUUUGUUAAUUCUGAAUGUAUUUUUAACAGAGUGAUUUUUUUGACUUACUAGUGUAAUUUGCAUUUUAAAAAUAAAUGGAAAAAUACUUAA